UGUUAUUAAAAUAUUCGGUAAAUGGUAUCGAACACGCUAGUGUAGCGGUUAAUCCGCAACAUUACUAGAUUAAUUGAACAUGCUAGCUAAAUUAGUUCAGCCAGCUAACAGUCAGUUAUUAUCAGGCAUCUAAACUAAAUCACAGCGGUGCAACUGACUUGCAUCAUAGCAUAGUGAAUAUUCAUAUUGGAAACGGCUCAUUUAGGUGGCCUGUGUUGUGAAAGCAAGCUCAUUUGGAUAGCUAGCUAGUGAUAUUACACCGAAACCUACUAUCGUUUGAGCUGGCCAAUAUGAGACGGAUAAGUGAUUCACACAGAGCCUCGUCUGUGGAGGGACUGAAAGUUUCCAGUAAAGUGUUGAGAUUGGGACGAACAUCAGCCAGGGAAGAUGCAGCUGAGUUCAGUGAUGACGAAGAGUUAGAGCGUCUGGAGCAGGAGUUGGAAGAAAGAGGAGCGGAAAUGGAGCAACUGCAGCGGGAGAAAGCUGUAGCAUUAAAGAAGCUGGAACAUCAAGAGAAGCUCCAGCAGAGCCUGAGGCAGCAAAGCCAGGAGCAACAGCAGGAACAGCUUGAAAUGGAGCUGGACACCAAUUCCGAACUGGACCUGGAGGGGGGAGAUGUGCUGGGUGAGAGUCCGUACAUUGGAAAAGCCCGUCACAAAAGGAACGCAUUUACAUCAAACAGCGUUGAUGCAGGGAACAGACAUCUGGCCACAGGAGGUCUCAUGCAUACAGACAAAUUGGAAGAGAAUAAGUUUAGACAUGAUGUGGCAAGAGUACAUGCUGUGACUGUAGCAGAAGAGCAGCUACAACAUCUGCAUAAGGAGAUGGAGUACACAGAGCGACAGAUCCUGAGAGCCAGCAAGGAGCUGCAACAACUAGAAGAGGCAGCAUCUCAGAAACGAGCUUCAGAAACAGAGAAGGACCAUCUUAGGCAGCAGCUGCACAUGAAGAUCCAGAAGCUGUGUGAGAUGCGGCAGGAGGCAGAGACCCUGGAGAAGCAGCUGGACAGGCAGAGCUCUGAGCUCAGUGAGGCUCAAGAAGAGCUGGACCAGCUUCAGAGCUUACUUCACACUUUGAAGCCAGAAGACCUUAGAUACGCUCAUGUGAAGGCUCAGUUAGCCAGUAAGAAUCAGCUGCUGUCCAUCAUGAGUAGGAAACAGCACGAGUUGGAAGGGCGGCUAGAUGACAUGCUGAGUUGUAUCACAAAGGAGACAAGAGAGAUCAAAGAUCUAGAACAACAGCUUACUGAGGGUCAGAUAGCAGCUAAUGAAGCACUAAAGAAGGAUCUAGAGGGUAUAAUCUCUGGACUGCAGGACUACCUGUAUGGGGUGAAGGAUCAGGCUCGACAAGCCCAAUCUGAUUGCCUGCGCAUGCAAAAGGAGAAAGACACUCUACAGCAGCUCCUCUGGGACAAAGAUCAACAGCUCAACCAACUGCUGCAAGUAGCCCAGAUCUGUGAAAACACAAAGGAGGAUUUGUUGCAGCACCAGGAGGAGUUGCAGGCUCUGCAGCGGGAGAAUGCAGAGCUGAGGGAGGCUCAAGUUCAGGGCCGUGCCCGUGAAGCUAAAUUGGAGGCUCAGCUGCGAGAGAGAGAUUCUAAGGUCAACCACCUGAAGGAGGAGUUGAGUCGAUUGCAGUGGCUCAGUCACCUGGAGCAUUCCGCACUGCAGGCAGAACUGCAGAAGGAGAGACAGGCUAAGGAGAAUGCGCUGGCUCAGCUGCAGCUAGCUGCAGAGAGUGAGCUGGAGAACACUGAUCUGCUGCAACAGCUCAACACGCUGCAAAGGGAGAAAGGUACACUGAUGGAGAAGGUCAGUGUCUUGCAAAAAGACUUGCAGCAGAUCAAGAGGGAGCUUCUGUGUCCUAAACAAGUGGCCAAGAGUUUGCAGGGGCUGAAGAGAAUCCUCACCACAGGAUCAGGGGAACUAAGCAGACUGAAUGGUGAUGGAGAUGUGCUGAGUGAAAGCUUGGCUGAACUGCAGGAAGAGCUUCAGCGCACAGUUUCUGCUGCUUUGAGAGACCGAGAUGAGGCCUGGAGUGCUCGGGAAAGGCUGGCAUGUGAGUUGGGCGUUGUCAGAAACAGGCUUAUGCACUAUCAGCAGAAAUACCAGAGUGCAUGGGAAGAGGCUCAACAGGCUAGGACCCAACAGGAAACAGAGAGGCAUGAGGAGGAGGCUGAGCUCCUCCUGUUGAGGGAGGAGCUGCAGGAGGUGCAGGAGCAGCAGUACCUGACAUUACAGCGUCUGCAAGAAGCCGAGAGAGUGAGAGAUCGUCUACUCUUGGAAUUUGAGAAGCAAGAUAAACAGGUAAAGGCUGGGGAGGCUCUAACACAAGAACAGCUACAGUCCUUGAAGCUGGAGUUAAGAGAGCUUAGGAGAUUCUUCUCUACCGCUGAUCAACUGGCUGCCGAGCAGCUGAAAGCUGCCAAGGACCAGCUUCGUUCACUUCACAGCACAGUGCAGAGAAUUAGUCAGGAGAGAGCAGAGGAUGCAGAAGAGCUAGAAGAAUCCAGGAUGCAGGCUGCUCAGGCCAUGCAAGAUCUAACAAAGGCAGAGGCAACAAUGCAGGUUCUGCAGAAGCUGCUUCAAGACAGGAUAUCAGACACAGAUGUCCCACCCUCCAGUGUUCAACACCAGGAGUUAGCCAGACUGAAUCAAGUUUUGAAAAAGCAACUGGUUCAGAUGAAACGGCUUCAAGAACAGCUGGCUCAGGCACUAGAAGAUAACAGUGGAGACCUGGAUGAGUUGAUUGAGGAGAUGGAAGCCCUCAGAAAUGUGCUGCUGCAGCAGAGCAAUUACCUGUCCAGGUUUGGAUGUCCUCCACAAAGCAGUGGAUACUGGUACUACGUAUCACCAUACCAAAAUAACCCCAGUCUUGGUUCUCAGGCUACACAGGACUCUGGCCUGGGUUCUCAGUAUGUCCCAUCACCUGACAGAGGCAAACAUUCCAGAAGCCAGCAACACAAAGAGACAAGACCCACUUCCAGCUCAGAAUACUGUGUUUACUCUCCCCACCCACAUGAUCAACACGAUUAUGGGAAAAGAGAGUCUUCAUGCAGAAACCGUGAUGGUGAGAAUGAUGAGGAUGGUGUUGGUGGAACUCAUUUCAGCCCCCCACCAGGCUCCGUCAUCUACACUGUGCCCCCUGAUGGCACCCAUCUUCCCCCAGGCAUGGUCAUCUACGCCCCUCCUGUUCCAGGUCUGGCCGUAGGCCCUGGUUCAGUGUUUUAUGGCCCUCCACCUGAAGGGGUCGGGCUGGUUUAUGGCCCUCCUCCCAGUGGUCUACAUAUCUCUCUAGUCCCUAAUGGCACUCUACACUGCAGUGUACCUGGUCAUCUGGAUAUGUCAUACUCUUUAAGGGAGGCAGACCAUUCUUUAAGCAUGCACGAGUCCGGCAGAGUGGCAAGUGGACAGGUACUCGGGCUGGAGGAGCAGAGAUCAAAGUUGCAGAUGGAACUUAAAGAGCUGCAGGGAGUUGUGAGCCAACCUCAGCGCCACAAGAGGCUGUUGGAGAGUUCACUGGGCCGUGCAGAAGAGAACACUGUAAUGGACGAGGUGAAAGAUCUGAAGAAAACUCUCCUCAAACGCAGGACUGAGCUACGAGAAAUAGACCGCCUGCUGUCAGAGGCUGAAGCAGAUCUAAAGGAUACCAGAGCUAAGACCAAAUACACACUGCAGCGCUACAGCAAAGCUGAGAGACAGUUUAAAGAAACAGAAUGUGAGCUUGAGGAGGUUAAACAGCAAACCCAGGAUAGCACCAGACAGCUAGUAAACACCAAACAACAGCUCCGGGAUCUUCAGGAAGAGGUGAAAGAUCUGCAAAGAUUUAAGCAGGAUCAGAUCACACUAAAACAAAUGGAAAAAAUGAUUUCAGCUCGAGAUGCAGAGAUCCAAGAAGUCAACAGAACUCUGGAGAGAGUAACCAAGAAAAUGGAGGACAUGCAGAAAGAACUGAGAGAGGCACAGCAGCAGAAAGCAAAUAUUUUUAUGGACUGCAGGGAUUCUGAGGAUAUUCUACACACUCAUAGAAAAGAGGUGGACCAUCUAAACACCCAGGUGCUGCAGCAGAAGGAACAGCUGUCUUUGCUAGGGCAGAAGCUAGAGCAGUGGCGGGAAGAGGAAGACAUUGUGAGGGCAAACGUGGAAAAACACAGGCAGUGCCUGGUGGAGGUGCUGAGGCAGGGAGAAGAGGAUGCACACAGUCUGCAGCAUCACAUUAAGGAGCUGCGUGGGGAUGUACAGUCUCUGGCUGUGCAAAAAGGAGAACUGGACUCCCAGCUCUCGGAGAGGAGAAGACGACUGGCUCAGUAUAAAAAGGAAGAGAUGAACGUUCAAGAGAGAGUGCGGAACCAGCAUGCAGUCAUCAACAAGCACAAAGCAGAGCUGAAGCAUAUCCUGGAAAUGAUCCAGUUGGAGAGUGUGGAACUAGAGAGAGUGAAGGUUCAGCACAACCAGAAACUGGACGAGCUGGAGAAGAGCCAGGAGGCUUUGCUACAGGUGCGUCUGGAAGUGCAUGAAGUGAAGAAGGAGCUGCAGGAGCAACAGGCUGAGCGGGAGAGGAACAGGGAGCUGCAGGAGCAGGAGAUCCUUGCAUUGAAAGAGCAGACUAAUGCCGCAGCCAUAGAGAGGAGCAGCCUUCUGGAGCAGUGCACCAGCAUGGAGGCCUGCCGCUCACACACACACAGAUGUCAGGAAACAGCAGAAGAGGGGUUGCGGAAAGCAGAGGCAGAGUUGCUGAAACUGCAAGCAGAGCUGACCGAGCUGAAGCAGGAGCACAGACAUGCCCAGAGUAUUCGAGAAGAGAUCACCAGGGAUGCUGCCACAACCCAGCAACAACUAGAAGAGAAAUCUAAGGAUCUGAAUAAACUAAAGGAAGAUAUAGCACACGCAACAGUUCAGAUAGAGAAAAUUAGAAAGGAGGUAGAAGAUGCUCAGCAAGAACAGGAUGACUUUGUGAAGCAGUAUCAGCAUCAGAAGGCUUUGAUGCAGGACAAAAUCCUGAGGAGACAACAAAGAAUAAAUAAAAUGGAGCAGCAGCUGAAGGAGAUUGAGGCAUCUGUGGAAAAGAAAGAGAUGCAACUUGAGCGACAAGAGGAGCGCCUGAUGAUCCAACAGCAGCAGAGUUUAGAGUUGGAGGAGCUACAGAGGAAACAGCAGCAAAAGUUGCAGUCCCAGCUGCAGGCACUAGAGGAAGUUCUGUCAAAGCGAGUGGAAAAGAUGGAGCAGGUCACAGUUGUUGUGGAAGAGCUCGAAGAGCGGAGACAUUUCCUGUUGGCAGAUCAGCAGCAGUGUGCUUUACUGCAGGACAGAGUAGCACAGCUGGAGCAAGACCUGGCUGAGAGUGAGGCCAGGUUGUGUGCCAGCACAGAGGAGCAAAAAGAAGCAAAGGAGGAGCUUGAAACUUGCCACUCUGACAUCCAGAUUCUUCAAGGGUCUCUAGCCAUUGAGAGGGAGCAUGCAGAGGCAUUGAUAAACUGCAGUCUCACUGACAGAGAUAAACUACAGCAGGCUGAGCUAUGGAGUCAGCAAGAGGGGGAGAGUCACAUGCAAGAGAUUAAGGACACUGUGUGUUCCUUGAGGGCUGAAGUUCAAGUAGAGCUGGACCGUGGUUUGAAAGAAUUUGAGUUACAGCCCAUGACCGCUUCACACAUGGACAAUGACAAAGAGAACCACACAUCAGCUACACUGAAUAUGGGGAAAACGGCCUACAGCAACAGAGACGAGCAGUGUCGUGGAGAAGUGCUGAGAGAGAAGCUGAGGCAACAUGAAGAUAAUCUAAAGGCGCAGCUGCGCAGGUGCAUGUUCUCUCAGCAGGAGGCACUGAGUCUACGUAGGCAGCAGACAGAGGGAAGCAUCCAGGGCCUGCGUAGACGAGUAGACAAGCUGGACCAGCUACUGACCAUGUCUGGCCAUGAUUUCUCCUACUUAAAUGACUCAAACAUUCUCCCCAAAUAUACACGAGUUUGCCGUCCAAACGAGAUCACAUGGGAUUACCUUUCACAGUCAGACACUGAGAGGUGCCGGCAGCGGAGGGAGAGAGAGCGUUCCUUCAGUCCAAUUAUGCUAGACCCCACCAUUCCUGAGAAAGACUAAACAUGCAUGCUGAGCCAAGUGCAUUGAAGCCAAAACCGUCACUCUGGUUGUUGCUGAAGCCAAGUUCCUGCGUGAAGCAGAUUCCCAGCUGUCAGUCUACAGAAAACCUGUGCCCUACACGAAGACAGAGUUGAAGUUGUAAAUAUUCUGGAUUCAUUUUUUUUUAAAUCUCAAAGCCAAAAAGUGCCGCCCUGCCCCAAGAAAGAUUGAGAGUUUAUACACUUAUUAAGAAUAUUUUUAACAUUUUUGGAAAAAAAAACUUUUUUAAUAAAAUAAUGUGCCUGAAAUGUGUGGCAUGUAUAUUUAAACUA
Molecule: messenger RNA, 6403 nt
Organism: Neoarius graeffei (lesser salmon catfish)
Lineage: Eukaryota; Metazoa; Chordata; Actinopteri; Siluriformes; Ariidae
Gene: cntrl
Product: centriolin
Exons: 37
Coding region: 291-6092 (1933 amino acids)
Source: RefSeq, a predicted model, not a curated record